CCCGUACUCUCGCGAGAUGUACAGAGGGCACGUCAGGAAGGUAUCAUGGCGGCUCGUGUAGGCCGCUCGCACGAGGCGUAGCCGGAUAAUGCAUUUUACCUGGUGUCCAAAGACCUGUUUCUGUGGGCUUGAAUCUGAUUAAGGCCCUGUCUUGUGAGCUGGCAUUUGAAAGCUGUUUAUAACAGUAGCAAAAAUGAACAAUAAAGUGGGUUAUUUGAUAAGGACAAUCAGACAUUUGCAUGUAUGUGGUUCUAAACUGGGUCCCAACUUUAGAACUACAAUGAGGACAUACACAUUAGGGAUCAGUAGACGUAAGAAUGCCAUACAAAGUGUGAACCUGAGAAGAUUCCUGUUAAAUGUUCCUCCUCGGCGGCUUGAACCAUCUCUCCGAUUGCUGUCUCAGGGGGUGCCUGUUUAUAGUAAAGGAGAUGCCACUGUACAAGAACAGAAUGCUGCAAAGACUCUAUUAGAUGAACAUGUGCAAAGUUCAUCUAGUGCCGUGGACCCUCUAGAAGAAGAUAGAAGUGUUGUUGAAGAGAAUCUGGUAGUGAAGAGCAAACGGAGUCAGUCACAACAGUUCUUUGAUGACCUUCAAAAAUGCACAUCUCCCUGUGAUGUAUUAGACCUAGUUUCAAAGUAUGCUAUUUCUGAGAAGCAUUGUAGUUCUUGUUUUAAUGCUAUGUGGAUGCUUACCAAAAAGCUAUCCGAAGACCAGAAGCGUUAUGAGAAACAACUGAUGGUCGAGCAUCCUGAAUUUAUGCAGCUAUGUCAGUGUCUGAUGAAAAAUUCUAGGAGCAUGUGGUGUGAUGACUUGGUAUACAGUCUACAUGCUGUGGUGAAGCUAGAGUUACCCCAGAACACUCAACUGGUUCAGACUUUGCUGAGGGUCUGUCAGGAGCGCCUCAAUGAUUUUGAUGACCGAUGUGUCGCUGUUCUGGCAGCCACCUUGGCAACCAUGGGAAAAAGCAGAAAUGUGGAUGCUCUUCAAGCCGGAUUACAGUUACUGGUGGAGCAGCGAAUUCCAAAGAUCAGUAACAUUUUUAUGUUGCAAAGCUUGAUGAAAUGCUUUGGGAAAGAUGCCCCACUCUCUCUCAAAAGGAAAUUUGAGGAUAGAGUUUUGAGAGAGCUGGACCACUUGACUCCUGUGAAUGCUCAAAACAUGUUUAGUGCUCUGGCUGCGAUGAAUUACUGCUCCACCGUAAUCCUGGAUGCCUCGAGUAACAAAAUCAUUGAGAGUAUCCAUGGUUUUUCAUUUUGGCAGCUAAUCCAUGUUCUGAAAUCAUGCAGCAUCCUCCGGUACCGCAAUGUGGUUCUGUAUUCUGCAAUAGCAAACUACGUGACUUCCCACAUCUACAUGUGGGACACUAAUCAGAUUGCCCUGUUUUUGUCUGCCUUCGGGGGACUUCGCUUUCGACCUGUUGAGCUGAUGGAUAUUUUGGCUGAGAAGGUGACAAGUCAUCCUGAAUCCCUGGACCUGAAGUAUAUUCUAGGUGUUCUCCGGGUGUAUUCACUUCUCAACCAUGUUCCCAAAUGCCAAAAUCAGGAGUUCCUGGAGUCUCUCAACGGUGCCUUGAAUAACUACCUCACCAGGAUUUCUAAUGUGGAUCUGCUGAAGGCAGUGUAUUCAUUUUGCAUUUUAGACUAUUUGCCCCAGCCUGCACUUAGUCAGCUCCUGCAAGAGGACAACCUCAACGAGUUACUAAAAUCAGAUGGCCUCAACAAGGAGCAGAAUGAAAUGAUGGUGCACUGUGUGAACGUGUGUCUGGAACUUGAUAGUCCUUCAUUCACCAAACCAGCAACUGUGUUUAUAAAGAAACCCUUCUCACCUUUGGUUUCUGAUCUCCCUGAGGUUCAGAUGGCUCUGCUGAAACUUCUGGGAGAUGAGCGUAUGUUUCAGCAAAACAUCCAACUGCCAUAUGAUUACAACAUUGAUUUUGAAAUCAAAAUGGAUGCAGACAGAAAAAAAGUGCUUCCAGUAACUGAAGUAGAUGAUCCUGCCGAUGCUCCAGAUGUUCAAAGAGUGGCUAUUCUCUGUGCUUCUCCGUCUGCUUUCUGUUUUGGCACAAGACACCCCCAAGGCAAGCUGGCAAUGAAGAUGAGACAUCUGAAAAAACUCGGCUAUCAUGUGAUACUGGUCCACUACCAGGAGUUUAAAAAUCUGAAGAAAGAAGAAGCAAUUGAGUGUUUGAAGGGAGAAAUCUAUUCAGCAGAUGCUUUUCCUGUUUCUGAUGUGAAUUUGCAGGAUACUAUUUAAAAUGGACUGGGAACUUCAGAUCUCCUGCUUUUUUCCCCAUCACAGACAUUGACAAGAAGAAGGAAGCGGUUUCAUAUAUUCCUGAAAAAUGCCUCAAGACAUUGUACCCUGUAGAAAGUUUGUAAAUUCAACUAUAUCUACCAAAGGAGUUCUUUAGCAAAUAACUGCUUCUAUUGCCAAGGCUCCUUAAACAAUAAUUGACUGCAUUUAAAAAAAAAAAAAUUGAAAAUCUCAAUUUUUUUUUUUUUGUUUAAUUACAUAUAGGCUACUCCAGUGGGCUAAACUUCUCAUGUGUUGAACUGGGGAAGUGUAACAAUCUUUCAGAGCAGUUGGGACUAUGACUGCUUUCACUGUAGUGAGAGUGGAACAACAUGAGUCAGUCCGUCAUUAGCUUUCAGUAAGAACUCCAGCCAGAAAAGCAGUAAAUCAUUAGAUAUUGACUGGAGUGGAAAAUCGAAACUCCCAAAUCUCUGGACAAGUUUGUAACUCAAAAAAUAAUUUUCUCGUCUUGUUUUCAGAAGUCUGGGAAAGCAAAUGAUUCUUUAUUCUCCAUGCUUCUUCAGUCUCAAGCUUUUCCCUCUGUUAUAAAGCGCUCUGAGACUCAUAGAUGUAAGAUUCUGUCCCUCAUAUAAAUUGCCUUGUAAAUGUCA
Messenger RNA from Malaclemys terrapin pileata, 2904 nucleotides. It is a transcript of the gene FASTKD2, whose product is annotated as FAST kinase domains 2. NCBI's taxonomy places the organism in Eukaryota, Metazoa, Chordata, Testudines, Emydidae. The record is from RefSeq and is a predicted model, not a curated record. The coding region runs from base 194 to 2254 and encodes 686 amino acids. Gene Ontology annotation, biological process: regulation of mitochondrial mRNA stability; mitochondrial RNA processing. Gene Ontology annotation, molecular function: RNA binding. Gene Ontology annotation, cellular component: ribonucleoprotein granule; mitochondrial matrix. The transcript is spliced from 12 exons.